AUGGGUUGGGUUUUAGUGUCAUCCUUAAUCAUCUUCCUGUACUUCCUACUUCAUUUUCCUUCCUACAAUUGUUUGUUGUGCAAUCCUCAUGACAAAUAUGCGUUGUUACAACUCAAAAACUCUUUUUUUGUUAACUCUUCCUUUCAUUUUCUUUUGGAGUAUGAUCCUUGUUUCUCACAUUCUUCAAAGACAAAAUCAUGGAAAAACAUAACAGAUUGUUGUGGGUGGGAUGGGAUCACGUGCGACACCAAGUCAGGCCAUGUGAUCGGUCUCCAUCUUUAUUGCAGUGAUCUUAGAGGACUUAUUCCACAAUGCUUGGCAACAUUUCCUUCUCUUUGGGCGUUGGAUUUGCAAGACAACAACCUUCACGGUAGCAUACCUGAUAAUUUUUCUAAAGGAAAUUCCUUUGAGACUCUAAAGUUGAAUGGAAAUCAGUUGAAGGGACCAUUACCACGAUCUUUGGCUCAUUGCACAAAAUUCGAGGUUUUGGAUCUUGAAAACAAUAACAUAGAGGAUACAUUUCCCUAUUGGUUAGAAACUUUGCCAAAUUUACAGGUACUCAGUUUACGGUCAAAUAAAUUUCAUGGUGUCAUCACUUCUUUCGGCACCAAACUUCCAUUUCCUAGUUUGAAGAUUUUUGAUAUCUCUGAUAACUAUUUUACCGGACCCUUGCCUAUAUCAUACAUCCACAACUUUCAAGGAAUGAAUGUGAAUGACAAUCAAACUGGUUUGAAAUAUUUGGGUAAAAAUAGUUUAUAUAAUGAUUCAAUAGUGAUUGUGAUGAAAGGGCUAUACAUGGAACUCGCGAGGAUACUGACUAUUUGCACAAGCAUUGAUUUAUCAAAUAAUAUGUUUGAAGGAGAAAUUUCGACAGUCAUUGGAGAGUUGCAUUCUCUCAAAGGGCUUAACCUUUCACACAAUAGAAUCACUGGUACCAUUCCACUAUCAUUGGGUAAUUUAAGCAAUUUGGAAUGGUUGGACCUCUCAUGGAACCAGUUGAAGGGUGAGAUUCCUAUGGCUUUGACAAAUUUGAAUUUUCUGGCUGUCUUGAACCUUUCACAAAACCAGUUUAAGGGAAUGAUACCUAAAGGUGGACAGUUUAACACAUUUGAAAAUGAUUCCUAUGUUGGAAAUCCAAUGUUGUGUGGAAUUCCUUUGUCAAAAUCCUGCAAAGAGAAUGAAGAAAAGUCACCAUAUUCAACACUUGAUAAAGAAGAAUCUGGAUUUGGGUGGAAAUCCGUUGUAGUGGGAUAUGCAUGUGGGAUGAUAUUUGGAAUAAUAUUGGGUUGUAAUGUGUUCUUCAUUGGAAAACCCCAAUUGCUUGCAAGACUUGUUGAGAGAGUUUUAAAUGUGAGAUUGAUCAGACCAACUAGCAGAAAGCCUACAAAUUGUUGGAAAAGGAUUAGAUUAACAUAGUUUUGUUUUAUGUGUGUUAAGUGUU
This is a messenger RNA of Vigna radiata var. radiata (mung bean), 1441 nucleotides long. Its product is annotated as receptor-like protein 12. The record is from RefSeq and is a predicted model, not a curated record. Gene Ontology annotation, molecular function: protein binding. The transcript has 2 exons. The coding region runs from base 1 to 1416 and encodes 471 amino acids. Lineage: Eukaryota; Viridiplantae; Streptophyta; Magnoliopsida; Fabales; Fabaceae.